Vicia villosa (hairy vetch) is the source of this 1940-nucleotide messenger RNA. Its product is annotated as TITAN-like protein. The record is from RefSeq and is a predicted model, not a curated record. The transcript has 8 exons. NCBI's taxonomy places the organism in Eukaryota, Viridiplantae, Streptophyta, Magnoliopsida, Fabales, Fabaceae. The coding region runs from base 187 to 1524 and encodes 445 amino acids.
AAUAAUAGAUUAUAAAACUCAAAAACGACAAAACUUAGUAGCUCCGUGCCGCUUUAGUUCGCCCUUGUAACCAAAUUGGGGUCGCACUGAACCCAAUUUCCCGGCGAGCUCAACCGGAGUUUCCAUCUUCCGUCUGAAACAGCGAGAAACUUCAUACAGGGAAUACCGAAAGAGAAUCCAUUGAUAAUGAAGGAGCAAUCUGAUAACAGGAGUACAAAACCUAAAACAGGCACAAAGGAGAAGAAGAAAAGUGAGUUUGAGUUCUGCAAGGUCUGCAAUAUAAAUCACGACCAAGGUAUCCGCCACAAGUACUUCCCUAAACACAAAAACUCCCUUUCCACCUUCCUCUCUCGCUUCCAAAACAAACUCUCCGAUGUUCGCUAUUUCCUCAAAACGCCCUCCCCUCUCAGUCCCGAACUCGCUUCUCGUAAUCGCUUCUGGUGUGUUUUCUGUGACCAAGAUAUCAACGACCUCGCCAGUUCCUUUGCUUGUGAAAGUGCGAUUCGUCACCUAGCAAGUGUGGAACAUGUAAACAAUUUGAAGCACUUCUUUUGGAAAUAUGGUGGUGCCGUAGAUCAGCUGGAUGUCUUUAAAGUUUCUGAUAAUGACAUCGCAAAGUGGGAAAAGAGGUGCACGGCCCUUAAAAAAGAAGCUUCUAUGCAAAGCGAGGAAAGUCCUGAAGCAGUUUUUGGACCUUCAAGUGAUAUCCAUAAUCAAUUGAACAAUGGAAAUAUUGAUAGUUUUGAAAAUAUUUAUUCCCAUUCUAUGAAAUCAUAUCCUUCAAAUGUUGUUUUGCCUUUACACUGUGACACGGAUAAGUAUCAGGUAUCCUCUUCAGGCCACUCUGGAGUUGGCAAUACUGGCCUAUUAGAUAUUGAUAACUCUUCUUUACCUUCGGAAGCGUGCUCUAGUGCAAAUCCUCUUGCUUUGCAGGAUUUUGCAGUUGGAAGGAGUAGUCAUUCUCUCCCUUCUAAUGGUGGGCAAUGGUCAAGUGAUGGCUACUCCAGCAAUAAAGUGCAGCUUCUUGAUAAUGGUAAAGUGGUCAAUGGAGAGAGCAGUCAGCAAGGUAUACAAAUGCUCACCCGAAUCUCUAUUGCGCCCGCUGAAAAUAAUGCUGGGAAUGUUCAUUCUGGAGCACCGCCGCCUUGGUUUGAAACAACUGAGGGAGUUCAGAUACGUUCUAAGCCUGUUUCAAGACACCUUGUCUCCCAUUCAAACAAGUCAGGGAAGCACAAAAAGUUGAAUCCUAAACGUGUUGGAGCUGCUUGGGCUGAAAAAAGAAAGAUUGAAAUGGAGAUGGAAAAGAGAGGGGAGAUUGUGAGGAACGAAUGCGAUGCCAACUGGCUUCCUAAUUUUGGUAGAGUUUGGCAAUCUGGUAGCAGAAGAGAAUCAAGAAAAGAAUUUGAAAAGGAGAAACAAAAAUUGUUAAAUGUUGAAACUCAAUCUGAGAUGCCAAUCAAGAUACAACCCUAUGUUAGCAAAAAAAUGCGGAUGGAUAGUGGCGCUGAUCAUGCAAGCGGGUGAAAUUUCGGUUAGCAAAAAUGUUGGGGGAAUCAUCUUUAAUGUAUAUAUGCAUUUAGCAUCUGUUACAUUGGAAAAUGAAACACAACGUGUUUAGCCUCUUUUAUACUGUGCAACAUUGACCCACCAAUUCAACAAUGGUUCGUAAAAAUAUGUACAGCACAUACAUUAAGCAUUGACUGAGAGAUAUUGCUCUACAUCAAUGAUUGUGAUCAUAGGGAAUCCAUUGUACAUUUUGAGUGUUGUCUGAAUCCUGCCAUGACGGUAGCUUUAUAGGACCGGGUUUGAUUAAGCACAAUUUUUGAGCAGUUACUGAAUGUUUAAUUAGUUUUUGCCAACCAGUUUGAUUUUGAACACAGGACAAUGUGUUCAUAGUAGUGUGCAGUACCGCUUCUAGAAAUUCAACUGCAUUUAUCUCU